Molecule: messenger RNA, 666 nt
Organism: Hyaena hyaena (striped hyena)
Lineage: Eukaryota; Metazoa; Chordata; Mammalia; Carnivora; Hyaenidae
Gene: TMEM61
Product: transmembrane protein 61
Exons: 3
Coding region: 1-666 (221 amino acids)
Source: RefSeq, a predicted model, not a curated record
AUGGCUUCAUCUGAGACGUGUCACGUGAGCCGAGCGGCCUCCGUGCUCCGCUCCUGCCUGACGGUCGGCGGCACGGCGCUCCUGGUAGCUGGGACGCUCUGCUUCGCUUGGUGGAGUGAAGGAGAAGCAGGUGCUGGGCCUGGCCGGCCGGCCCUGCCCCCUGGGCGCCCGGUGCCUGAGGCCCCCAGCCCCCUGCUCAGGUCGGUCAGCGUCUUCUGCUGCGGCGCAGGCGGCCUGCUCCUACUCGUUGGCUUGCUGUGGUCCAUCAAGGCCAACACGCGGGGGCCUCUCCGGUGGGACCCAUAUCACCUCUCCAGAGACCUGUACUAUCUCACCGCGGAGCCCUCGGACAAGGAGAGCUGCAGGAUCCCAAUGGUGGGUGCCAUCCCCACUUAUGAGGAGGCCAUGUGCUGUCCACUCGCCGAGGGGCCCCCGCCACCACCUGCGUACCCCACGGAAGAAAGCCCAAAGGGCUGUGCCUCUGAGGAUGCCCUGCCUGAGACCCAGCCCCCCUUGCCGCCGCCCAGCUACGAGAGCGCCAUCACUGCUGUUAGUGGCAUCUCUGGAGAGAUGGCACCCGCCAUGGCGUCCUCCUCCCCAGGACUGGUUCAGACCACAGCGGGGGGCGGGAGGCAGCUCAAGGCUCCCAAUGCACUCCAAAGCUGA